AUGUCUUCUAUGAUUACGACUACAACAUGGGUUAAGCGCGGUGUCGCUGCCCAGUUCCCUACCAAAUAUGAAAUUGACGAGGCGGAGAUGGGCCGUAUAUCCAAGCUUGCACGCAUGCAGCUUGAGGAGGCUAAGGAAGAUAUGAGUGCCGCCCAGGCUGGCGAGGAUGAUGGUGACAAUGCUAUGGAGGAGGAUACUGAGGAGAAGCCCUCAACCAAGGCUGAGGAUACAACGAAUGACGAUGAUGAUGUGUUGAAGGAGUUCGACAUGGAUAACUACGAUAAGGAGGAGGUUGAUGAGCACGGCGAGAGGGCUACGAUGUUCGGCAAUGUGCAGUCCCUGGCUUACCACCAGCCGAACGAGGAAGAUCCGUACCUCGUGAUUCCCGAGGACGAGGACGACGAAGAACGCGAGGAGCUCCAGAUCAUGCCCCACGACAACCUUCUCUUGGCCGGAAAGGUGGAGGACGAAGUUGCGCAUCUCGAGGUCUACGUCUACGAAGACAAGGCCGACAACCUCUACGUGCACCACGACAUCAUGCUGCCCGGCAUUCCGCUCUGCACAGAGUGGCUCGAUAUCCCCGUUGGCCAGAACACAGAAGGUCGGACACAAGGCAACUUCGUCGCCAUCGGAACCAUGGAGCCCGAUAUCGAGAUCUGGGAUCUGGACAUCGUCGACUGCAUGUACCCCAACGCCAUCCUCGGCCAGGGCGGCCACGACGCUGAGAAGACAAAGAAGAAGCAAAAGAAGAAGUCCAAGGCCAACGACGAGUACCACAUCGACGCCGUCCUCGCACUAGCCGCCAACCGUCAACACCGCAACCUGCUCGCCUCCGCCUCCGCCGACAAGACCGUCAAACUCUGGGAUCUCACCACCGCCACCUGCGCCAAGUCCUACUCCAAUCACAAGGACAAGGUCUGCUCACUAGACUGGCACCCAACCGAAUCCACCAUCCUUCUGAGCGGCAGCUACGACCGCACCGUCGUAGCCGCCGACAUGCGCGCCCCAGACGCCCAAGCCCGCUGGGGCGUCGACUCUGACGUCGAAUGUGUCCGCUGGGACAUGCACGACCCCAACUUCUUCUACGUAACCACCGACGGCGGCAUGGUGUACCGGUACGACAUGCGCAAUGUCCCCGCCACCCCGGCCGAGUCCAAGCCCGUCUGGUCUCUGCAGGCACACGACGCCUCCGUCUCCUCCUUCGACAUCAACCGCUCCGUCCCUGGGUUCCUCGUCACCGGCUCAACAGAUAAGCAGGUGAAGCUGUGGAAUGUCGAGAACGACAAGCCGAACUUGGUUGUCACGCGCAAGCUGGAGGUCGGUAAAGUGUUCUCUACUUCUUUUGCGCCGGACCAGGAGGUCAGCUUCCGCUUGGCGGUUGCGGGUAGCAAGGGUAACGUGCAGAUUUGGGAUGCUUCGACGAAUGCCGCUGUGCGUCGUGCUUUCGUCUCUCGUCUGCCGGACUUGGCUGGUGAUGUUGAGGAGCGCAUGGUUGGUAUCAAUGCUGAUGAUGAUGAGUCUGAGUCUGAUGAGGGUGAGGAGGAUGGGGAGGAUGAGCCUCGUGCUGAUGGCUGGGAGUCGAUGGAUGAGGAUUAG
Molecule: messenger RNA, 1596 nt
Organism: Penicillium bovifimosum
Lineage: Eukaryota; Fungi; Ascomycota; Eurotiomycetes; Eurotiales; Aspergillaceae
Product: rRNA-processing protein PWP1
Exons: 2
Coding region: 1-1596 (531 amino acids)
Biological process (GO): rRNA processing
Cellular component (GO): nucleus
Molecular function (GO): protein binding
Source: RefSeq, a predicted model, not a curated record